Westerdykella ornata is the source of this 1512-nucleotide messenger RNA. Its product is annotated as NAD(P)-binding protein. The record is from RefSeq and is a predicted model, not a curated record. Bases 106 to 1116 code for a protein of 336 amino acids. Gene Ontology annotation, molecular function: nucleotide binding. The transcript has 2 exons. Lineage: Eukaryota; Fungi; Ascomycota; Dothideomycetes; Pleosporales; Sporormiaceae.
CCUCCAGACCACUUAUUUCGUUUCGCAUCACAAAAACUUCAACCUCUCCUGCCGUCGUCAAUCUUUCUCUUCCGUUUCCGCUGAAAAGCAGUUCACACAUCCCACAUGGCACCCAUUCCGUUUGCCAUCAUUGGUACCAAUUGGAUCACCCAUUCCUUCGUUUCACACGCCCACGCAACUGGGAAAUGGGUACUCAGGGCUGUCUACUCGCGCAAGGAAGACACCGCAAAGGAGUUCGCCUCCAAAUACAAUGACGGUGCAAACAUCUCCCUCCACACGUCGAUCGAGGCCCUGGCGAACGACUCGAAUAUCACCGCCGUGUACAUCGCCUCGCCGAAUAUCCUGCACUAUGAGCACGCAAGAGCCAUGCUCCAGGCGGGCAAGCACGUCGUGGUAGAGAAGCCCGCCACCACGACCUCAGCACAGCUUGCAGAGCUGUUCGAGCUCGCGCACAGCAAGGGAUUGUUCCUCUUCGAGGCAUUCCGGCACGUCCACGAAUCGAACUUCCGGGUUCUGAAGAAGGAGGUGGAUGCCGGGAGGGUAGGGAGGUUACUCGGUGCGGAGCUGCGAUACUGCCAAUUCAGCUCACGCUACGAUGCGGUGCUGAAGGGGGAGAAGCCCAAUGUGUUCAAUCUGGACUUUGGCGGCGGUGCCUUGAUGGAUCUGGGCGUGUACUGCGUGUCCGCUGCGGUGAGGCUGUUCGGUGAGCCAAAAGAGAGCACGUAUUUCCCCGUCAUGGUCCCACAGACGGGUGCCGACGGCGGAGGGACAUUGGUACUCAGGUAUGCAGACGGUUUCAACGUCACGCUGGUAUUCAGCAAAAUGUGGCAUAGCGGGGCGCCUACAGAGGUGUGGGGUGAGAAGGGCACGCUGGAGAUCCCGACCAUCACGGACAUUGAGGGUGUGAGGUUCUGGGACCCGAGGGCAAAGAAGGGAGAGGAAAUGGGUGUCAAGAAGGAGGACCUCAACCUCAAGGAGGAAGCGGAAGUGUUUGCGGAUAUUUUCAUGGCAGGGGAUAGGGAAGCCAUGAAGGAGUGGGAAAAGCUCAGCAUGGCGGUGGCCAGGGUCACCGAGAAGGUGAGGAAGGACUGUGGGUUGUUGAUUCAAGGGUCAUGAGGAGGUGCAUACAUUUGCAGGCGCCACAAUUAUCCGGCUAAGCGGUUUUAUGGUAACCACAUCUAUCUCCAACGAAGUACAGCGCCCAGCCAUGUCAUGGAAUGUUCUUGGGAAAUGCUUACUGCGAGUUUCAAUGCUCCUUUACUUGAAGGCCCCACAAUGUUGAGAAGGUCAUUUGAGCGCGCUCAUGCACAUGACAAGCCCACGCAGCAGCCACGAGGACUAGAAGUGAUCUGCUCUACCGCUCAGUGAUAGCGCUGGCUCUUCUCUGCUCUUUUUGAUUCUGAGGGAAUUCCACCGGCCCAGUCUCUUGUCGAUCAGCAUUGCCACAGACCCACGAUCAUCCCGUUCCCACGAUCCAGAAGCUCAGAACCGGGGGUUUACGACCCAACGCAG